Messenger RNA from Phoenix dactylifera (date palm), 2355 nucleotides. NCBI's taxonomy places the organism in Eukaryota, Viridiplantae, Streptophyta, Magnoliopsida, Arecales, Arecaceae. The record is from RefSeq and is a predicted model, not a curated record.
AUGGAUACUGAGAUGAGGCCAUGUUCCUCCCUGUCCAUCAUUCUUCUCUUCUUUCUCCUCUCUUCUCUCAACGUCCAACCCUGUGGAGCAACUGAUAGCAUCUAUUUGGGCCAGUCCGUCUCCGGAAACCAGACCAUAGUGUCCAAAGAAGGCAAGUUUGAGCUGGGGUUCUUCACACCAGGUAACUCCCGGAACUACUACAUAGGUAUCUGGUACAAAACAAUUCCUGUCCAAACUGUAAUCUGGGUGGCCAACAGAGCAACACCCAUCUCCAACACCUCAUCUGCCGAGCUAAAAAUCUCAGAAGAUGGCAAACUAGUCCUCCUCAACAGUUCCAAAAUCCCAGUUUGGGCAUCCAAUUCAACUCCAUCGACCUCGAAUUCCAUGGUUGCAGUGCUUCUUGACACGGGAAAUCUUGUUAUAGGAAAUCGGUCGAACGCUACAAUUUGGCAGAGUUUUGAUCAUCCAACUGACACCGUCAUGCCAGGAGGAUGGGUUGGAGUAAACAAGAUCACAGGGGAGUAUCAGAGCAUAACUUCAUGGGAGAAUCCUGAGAAUCCUGCCCCCGGGCCUGGGCUUUGGAAUGGCCGGUACUUCCCUGCAAUCCCUGGUACCAGAGAGAGCUCUCCCAUCAACUUCACCUUCGUCGACAACAAGCAGCGGAAGUAUGCCACGUUUACCAACCUCUACAGUUCUUUCAUCACCCGGACUGUGGUUGAUUCAUCGGGGCUAUUAAAACAUUUGUAUUGGCUGAACAGCACCCAGGAGUGGCAGACAAUCUUUACUCAACCUUUGGCUCAAUGUGAUGUCUACUCUCUAUGUGGAGCUUUCGGUAUCUGCGACCAGAAAAGCUCAAAUAUUUGCAGGUGCUCCUAUGGUUUUGAACCAGCUUCAAUGGAAGAACGGGAGUUCAAUGUUUGGAACUCAGGGUGCGUGAGGAAAACCAGUUUGCGAUGCAGCAAUAAAAGCUCGACCGGUGAAGAAGGGGAUAGAUUCCUCGAGAUGACCAAUAUGAGAUUGCCUGCCAAUCCGCAGAACUUAACUGUCGGGAGUGCUAGAGAUUGCGAACAGGCUUGCUUGAACAGUUGCUCUUGCAACGCAUAUGCUUAUGUGAGUGGAUGCUCAAUUUGGAAUGGGGAUCUUCGGAACCUUCAACAACUCUAUGAUGGUGAUGGUGGAGCUGGAACUCUGCAUUUCCGGCUCGCUGCCUCUGAUUUCCCAGCUUCGAGUAGCUCCCAUAAGUUCGUAAUAGAUCUUACUCUUGGUGUCAUCGGUGGAAUUAUUGGGAUCCUGUGUGUUCUUGUCGGACUAAUGUGGGCAUUUCAAAGGAGGAAACGUAUUCGAAUGGCAAAACAAGUUGAGGGUUCUUUGAUUCAGUUUACAUAUGGCGAUUUGCAGCGUGUGACCAAGAACUUCUCCGAGAAGUUGGGUGGUGGUGGCUUUGGCUCUGUUUUCAAAGGGACAUUAAUUGACUUAACCGAAGUAGCUGUGAAGAAGCUUGAAGGCUUGAGACAAGGAGAGAAGCAAUUCCGAACCGAAGUGAGCACAUUGGCUGCUAUUCAGCAUGUCAAUCUGGUUCACCUUCGCGGUUUCUGCACCGAGGGCAGCAAAAGGCUUCUAGUUUAUGAGUACAUGCCUGGUGGUUCCCUGGACUCUCAUCUCUUUCAAAACAAAUCCACGGUUCUGGACUGGAAGACGAGGUAUCAAAUUAUUCUUGGGAUUGCGAGAGGAUUAGCCUACCUCCAUGAGAAGUGCAGGGAGUGCAUCAUACACUGCGACAUAAAGCCAGACAACAUACUCCUAGACAAGGACUUCUGCGCCAAAGUUGCAGACUUUGGCAUGGCGAAGCUCAUCGGUCGCGACUUCAGCAGGGUGCUGACAACCAUAAGGGGAACCAUUGGCUAUCUCGCACCCGAGUGGAUUUCUGGCCUGCCAAUCACCUCCAAGGUUGACGUCUACAGCUUCGGGAUGAUGCUUUUUGAGCUGGUAUCAGGCAAGCGAAACACAGCGCAAUCUGCGGAUGGGAGCAAAUUCUUUUAUCCGUCCUGGGCGGCUAUAAAGGUCGUUGAAGGCGAUUUAUUUAGCUUAUUAGACCAUGGAUUCAAAGGUGCUGCCGACCUUGAAGACCUAACCAGAGUCUGCAGAGUUGCUUGCUGGUGCAUUCAAGACUCUGAAGCUGACAGGCCAACAAUGGGACAGGUGGUGCAGAUCCUAGAGGGAGUCCUGGAAGUGAGCAUGCCGCCACUUCCUAGGGUUCUUCAGCUCCUUACGGAAGAUCGGAGCCAAAUUCGUGAUGAUUUGUCAUCCACUGAAUGCAAAGAUCCACUUGAUCAAUCUCAAGAUUUCUAUCCGUAA